Molecule: messenger RNA, 2017 nt
Organism: Synchiropus splendidus (mandarinfish)
Lineage: Eukaryota; Metazoa; Chordata; Actinopteri; Syngnathiformes; Callionymidae
Gene: popdc3
Product: popeye domain containing 3
Exons: 3
Coding region: 9-911 (300 amino acids)
Cellular component (GO): sarcolemma
Molecular function (GO): cAMP binding
Source: RefSeq, a predicted model, not a curated record
CAGUCGACAUGGAGCCUCCUGACUUUGAAAGCCUGAACUUCACGCUGCCGCAGGCGGGGCUCGGUUACCCGCUCUGCAAUGCUUGGACGGACGGCUCCGAGGGCUCCGUCUUCCACCUCGGUCACAUCUUCCUCUUCCUCGGCUUCAUGGGGGGCAGCGGCAUCUACGGACUCCUCCACUUGUUCACCUGCUUGACCCUGGGUUUCUUCUGCUGCUGCCUGUGGGCAUGGUCGGACCCGUGCAGCACCGACUCGUUCCUGUGGAGUUUGGCCCUAUUCGCUGCCAGCUUGGCUCAGGUCCUGCACGUCGCUUACCGCCUCCGCGGCAUCUCCUUUGACAGAGACUUCCAGGAGCUCUACACCUGCGUGUUUAAGAAGCUCGGGGUUUCCCUGACACAGUUUAAGAAGAUCGUCACCUGCUGUGACGGACAAGUCCACAGUCUGGAGGAGGAGCACUGCUUCGCCGUCGAGGGGAAAACUGCCAUCGAGAAGCUGUCGGUGCUGCUGUCUGGCAGAGUCCGUGUGACUGUAAAUGGAGAGUUUCUCCACUAUAUCUAUCCUUUCCAGUUCCUGGAUUCUCCAGAGUGGGAUUCUCUGCGGCCAUCUGAGGAGGGUGUUUUCCAGGUCACCCUGUGUGCUGACAACCCUUGCAGAUACAUUGCAUGGAGGAGGAAGAAACUCUACCUGCUCUUUGCCAAACACCGCUACAUCGCCAGGAUCUUCGCCCUGAUUGUGCGCAAUGACAUAGCAGAGAAGUUGUACUCUCUUAAUGACAAGGCCUUUGGCAGCUGCAGUCGGCGAUAUGAUCUCCGCUUACCCAGUUACUGUCACAUGCCGGCCCCUGAAUUAGAAAAAACAGAUAUCUUCCUGCAAGUGCCGGCUCAGGGAGGUGGAGAACCCAUGACUAGAUGAGGACUACCUUGGCGAGCCCAGUUUCUUCUUCACAUGAUUAUGACAAAAACAUUCUGAGUUUGUGUCUGUCUCUCUUGAUAAGAUGUAUUUUGCGGUCUUAAGCUUCAUGACCUUUCAUAGUUGCCAGGAACAGUUAAAAGGUGGUAAAGUGUUUUGGGAUUGGUUUUGUUUUUGUUGCUGUCUACGUUAAUUAUGUUAUGUAUAUAUAAAGUUAGAAUGUAAUGAAACGUCAACAUCAACGUAACAACAUAAUAGUGUGUGCACUGUGUUCAGUGACAAAUAUAUAGGCAAAAAAGUGACUAAUAAGAGUAGAUUUAAUUAGAUUUAAUUUCAUGUAAUUUGCCAGAUGAAUUAAAUUAAGAUAUGAAAUAAUUCAAUAAAUAAGGAUAUGAAAGAUGCUGCCUUAUUUAAUUGGCAUUAAAGUUGUAUAAAAGCUUUCUGUAAUUCAUGAUCUAUAAGCAGGUUCUGUAAUAUAGUUAAUUAACAUCUAUAAGGCCAAAGUCUGCCUGAUUCUAUUAGUCAAGGUCUGCUACAAAAUUACUGCUUAGUACCACCUUAUUAUACAGUUUAGGUUGCAUCACAUCAACCAACUGUGUUUUUUAGUUCUGUCACUCGGGAGAGACUCGGAGUAGAGCUGCCACUUCACCACAUUGAGAGGAGUCAGUUGAGGUGGUUCGGGCAUCUCAUGAGGACGCUCCCCUUGGAGGUGUUUCAGGCAUGGCCAACUGGGAUGAGACCAAGGGAUCAACCCAGGACCAAGUGGAUCUCUUCACUGGCCUGGAAGCGUCUCAACAUUCCCCAGUCAGAGCUGGUGUCUGGGACCGUGUCCUUUGAAGCUGCUGACCCUAGGCCAUAGCAACGGAUAAGCGGUUGAGGUUGGCUGAAUGGCUAUAAAAUGUGGUGUAAUUGAAGUCCCAAGAAUAAUUGGCAUUGUUUUAUUCAAGAUAAUGAUGUAGUUUGAUGCGCUUUGCAAAGUAAUGUGAAACAUUUAUAUGUAGAGUUGUUCAUUUUUUACUUUGUAUGAGUCACUUCGUUGAAGCUGGUCAAGACUGUUAGCCAACUGUGUCAAAAGGAUUUCAAGGAACUGAUAAAUGUGUUGUAAAGAA